AUGGGUCCUAAAUGUGCUUCUAGUGCUGGUGGUAAUAAGGGAAAAAGAAAGUCAUCGAUAACCAUGGAAGUGAAGUUGGAAAUUAUAAAAAAAUACAAAAGUGGCAUGCGCAUCAUGGCUAUUGCUAAUGCAUAUGGACGAAACCAAUCGAUGAUUAGUACCAUUAUAAAGAAUAAAGAAGCCAUUAAAGCCAGCAAGUCUGCAAAGGGUGUUACCACCUUCUCAUACAAUAUAACUGCCCUUAAUGACGACAUGGAGAUUCUUCUUCUUAUUUGGAUAAAAGAGAAGAAAAUUGCUGGUGAUACGAUAACACAAGCUGCUAUAUGCCAUAAAGCCACUGCGAUCUUUGAAGACCUCGCGAAAGCCCAGAGAGACGAAGGAGGCGAAGGGACAUCAACACAAGAGGCCCCAACGUUCAAAGCAUCUCAUGGGUGGUUUGAACGAUUCAAGAAGAGAUCGGGGAUACAUAACGUGGUCAGGCAUGGGGAAGCUGCCAGCGCCGAUGAAAAAGUAGCGCAAGAAUUUAUCGAGGCCUUCAAAAUGUUAAUCCUCGAUGAAGGCUACAUCCCUCAACAAGUCUUCAACUGUGAUGAAACGGGGCUUUUCUGGAAGAAAAUGCCCCGUCGUACAUACAUCACAGAAGAAGAAAAGAAAACUUCCUGGACACAAACCCAUGAAGGAUAG
Stegodyphus dumicola is the source of this 684-nucleotide messenger RNA. RefSeq names its product tigger transposable element-derived protein 1-like. NCBI's taxonomy places the organism in Eukaryota, Metazoa, Arthropoda, Arachnida, Araneae, Eresidae. The record is from RefSeq and is a predicted model, not a curated record.